GAAUCAUCUAAGGUCAUCUGUUGAUAAUACUCUGUAGGCACGUUCAAAUUGCCCCAGAUUCAAACCAUACCACCGACAGUCCAUUAAUAAUCUCGGGAGGGUAGUGCAUAAUGGCCACCCUCGCAACGGUGCCGGAAUUGGUGAGAGACUCACGGCUAGAGACAAAACUCAUUGAGAUCGAACCUUUUCCUAGGUUAACCGUACACGAAAAACCCCACGAUAGGCGAUCGACACGUAAAGAGGCAUGGAUACGCAAAAAGCCACUUGGUCGAGGAGGGUACGGCAACAUAUGGCUAGAGCAAAGUGUCGAAGGAAGUCAUACACCCUACCAAUUUCGUGCAGUAAAGGAGUUAAAUAUCGUGAGCCAAAAGGGACGAACGAGUGACUAUCAACGUGAGCUGGAAGCUUUGGCAAAGUUCUCCCAAGAAAAGUUUGUGCGUUUCUUCGUUAAGUCUUUUGGCUGGUUUGAGGCCUCGGAUACGCUGUAUAUCGCAAUGGAGUAUCACGAAAAUGGCGACUUGAGGAAUUACCUUGCAAGACACGGGAAGUUACCGGAGAGCCAGGUUCAAGACAUCACAUGGCAAAUUGUCCAAGGAGUGCUCUUCAUGCAUGAGAAUGGUUUCGCACAUCGCGACUUAAAACCAGCAAACAUCCUCAUCAAUACCAUGCCCCCAAGCGAUGACUGGUGGGUGAAAAUUUGUGACCUUGGCCUUAGUAAGAGAAUCGAGGGGGAAGUCGAAUCUACGACUGCCAAAGGAACCCCUGGAUUCAUGCCCCCUGAACUUGUACCGGGGUUUGCUGCAGACGUUAGAAAUACAGACCCUUUCAAAGCCGACAUCUGGUGCUUAGGGGAAACUACCUUCUACAUGUUUACGUGUCAAACGACGUUUGGCAAUAGUCAGUUGAAAAUGUUUGAAUACUUGAGAGGGUCGUUGCAAUUCCCCUCCCAACCACUAGAAACAGUUGGGGCGAGCGAAAACGCGAUGGAUUUCUUAUGCCUCCUCAUGAAGGCAAGACCAUCAACUAGGCCUACUGCAGCACAAGCAAAUAAGCACCCAUGGCUGUUGGGAGUUUCAAAUAGCACCCCACUCCCACUACAGUCUAUGAAGGUCAGUUCCUCGACAAGUCUCCCCUGCGUGGAAGAUGCGGAUGAGCCAUCUGGAGAAUGGACAAUAACUGGCCCCGCUGAUGUCCCGUCGUCUUUUUCCCGAGUCUCUCAGUCAUCAUCGUGGGUGACAGCCCGACAGCCCGCUAGACUAGACGAGCAAGAUGAACCGGAAACUGCGAUACUGCACGAGCCCCGACUUUAUAGUAGCCCAAGCCCAGAACCCCAACCUGAUACCGAUGACGACGAGAGGGGUACCUUGGAAAACUACGAAUCACAGUUGUCGCAGCCCGGCUGCGUCAAGACAACCGAAUAUAUGCCAGGUUCAUCGCAAUCUAAUACGGAAGUAAUAGGAAAUAGUGAUGAGACUGCGAAUGUCGAUAUAAUUAUAGCUGCAAAUUUGCGAGCCGUAGCGGAUAUAAUUAGUGGUUUAAUUAUAGAAGGGGCAAUCACGUCGCCUGGUCGGGACGGGCGAUCGACAUCAUCACCACAAUCACCACCACCAGCACUACUACCACCGCCACCAGCACUAUCGCCCUUCUACUAUGGCCAACCACCGCCACCGACACCAUUGCCCGUCUACUACGGGCAGCCAGCACCGUAUGGAUAUCAUGAGCAAUCACAACGACUGGCCUUAGAAUACUAUCUUAGGAACAGAAAACAAGCUCGUGAGACGUGGCAUUAUAAUCCGGCAGCACGUUAACUUACAGAAUACGGCAGUGAGCCGUAAGGGCGUCAGGCGUAAAGGGACGCUUGGUACGAGAUAUAAUGGCUUCCUCCUUUAGAACGGUCUUUUUUUAAAUUUUUCAUGUAAUCGUAUUUCAAGUAUCGUAUUUUAACCGCCCCCUCGUAACUUAUGCAUUCAAAAGUCAGGGGCUUUAUAACCGAGAUUUGUCAAUGCGACCGCGACCCUUCGAGCCUGAGUAAAAUGUGGCGAAACACUAUAUUCUAGGGGACAAACGGUGUUAGAAA
Messenger RNA from Hypoxylon trugodes, 2077 nucleotides. Its product is annotated as kinase-like domain-containing protein. Lineage: Eukaryota; Fungi; Ascomycota; Sordariomycetes; Xylariales; Hypoxylaceae. The transcript is spliced from 3 exons. Gene Ontology annotation, biological process: protein phosphorylation. The record is from RefSeq and is a predicted model, not a curated record. Gene Ontology annotation, molecular function: protein kinase activity; ATP binding. The coding region runs from base 111 to 1808 and encodes 565 amino acids.